GGAAUGUGACAAAUGCUGGUCUUCCUUGGCCUGUUUACUCCUCCAACGUCGAUAUAAAGUCAUUCUCGGCCCGCCGCCGUCUACAAGACCGAUUGCACCAAGUCAAGCUACAAUCAAUCGACAAGUAAAUCUCGUCUUAACCCGGAAAACGUCUCCUCGCUGUUCCAAUUUCGACACCACAAUGUCAGAGAGUCCCACCACGCAGGCCCGAGGCCAAAGAGACCCCGGAAGCCCAACAAUCACCGGCAUUCCUUCUAUCCUAACAGUUCUCCGCGAACCCGAAUCUUUUUCCUCCAACGAGGACCGGCGAGCCCAACAAUACCGCCAGCAGUCCCCUGAAACUGCUUCCAAGCUAGCACGCGAGACCUUGAUAAGCAUGUGCAAGACCAUUGGCCUUGUUGGCGCCCAGCUUAACAACAGCACAAACGACUCCGACUUUCAGCUCAGGCAGCUCAUUCAUCUGGCACGCAACAUCACUAAACGGCUAGACGGCCAAGAAACCAAUGGAUAUCCAGGUCCCCCCCGCAUGGAAUGAUAGGGCGUUGUUUAAGGAGAUGAAACUUCAACAAAUUGACCAAAUUUAUUUAUUUUCUUCCUUCAGAGGAACCAUAGCAUACUGGAAAGACAAUGACCCAUGAGGCUUGUU
Colletotrichum destructivum is the source of this 646-nucleotide messenger RNA. RefSeq lists its product as uncharacterized. The record is from RefSeq and is a predicted model, not a curated record. The transcript has 2 exons. NCBI's taxonomy places the organism in Eukaryota, Fungi, Ascomycota, Sordariomycetes, Glomerellales, Glomerellaceae. Bases 182 to 535 code for a protein of 117 amino acids.